Pseudocercospora fijiensis CIRAD86 is the source of this 2802-nucleotide messenger RNA. RefSeq lists its product as uncharacterized. Lineage: Eukaryota; Fungi; Ascomycota; Dothideomycetes; Mycosphaerellales; Mycosphaerellaceae. The record is from RefSeq and is a predicted model, not a curated record. Bases 245 to 2497 code for a protein of 750 amino acids. The transcript has 6 exons.
CGCCUCUCCACCUCCAACUUCUGCCGCCCGUUACUCAUCAACACGCCUCUGCACACCCAGAAGCUCUCCGCGCGGCGCGUGUCACAUCGACGAGGCCGCACCUCUGACUGUCAGCACUUUUGCUGCUAGCCUCGCAACUCUGCUGUAGCCGCUCCAUUCCUUGGACGCUUACUGCGAUUGCAUCACAAGUUGCCUGCCAUCCAUCCCACUACGCUACCGACUCACCAGUACUCCGGCCGCCAACAUGUCCGCCGCCACGACUACCAAUCCGCGUCGCCGCCCGGCUAGGGCCACUGAUCCCGCGAAUCUAAUCGAUGCUCUACAGAACAUGUCGAUCCGUAAAGGAGAUACCUUCCAUCCCAACACCAACACCAGCAAGAGCAGCUUCUGGGACCCACUAGAGUCUAGGUCCAAAGCGACGUCCAUGCCGCUCCGCUCUACCACAUCUCCAAAGUCUUUGGAAGAUCUGCUUCUGGGCGCCGGCGAGCGUCAGGUUGCGUCCCUCCUCAAUCGAGUCGACCAAGCCGUCGCUGCUAAAUCCAAGACGGCUUUGGGCAAUGUGCUGAGCGAGCCAGAGGUCUUGCCGUUGCCGACCUUCAUGGUGAAUGGAGCAUCGUUGCCCGAGCGUGCCCAGAAGACUCGCAUUCGACAUCACAGCCAUUCUUCUGACAGCGGCAUUGGAUCUUCAAUCGCUGACUCUGAGGAGUCCGGCUCGACAGCCAAGCAAUCCACCCGAACCGUCCGCAGUGCCCCUGCUGGCACCACUCAGUCAUUCAACGCCAUCUCUGACGCCGCAGAGGAGCGUGGAUUGAGCAAGUACGCUGCCGACCAAAUCCACAAGCACAUUAUCAAGCCCAUCCUCCAGGAGGAGUCACUCCAAGACUUCCAUGAUUUGAUCAAAGACGUUCCUGCUCGGAUUGGCAGCAAGGAGAUCAAGACUCUCCGUGAUCUCGAAAAGACCCUCAUCUUCCUCGCACCGGAUUAUUCUGCGACUCCUUCGAAAUAUCUUCAGUUUUGCGAACGUACCAUCCGCGUCCUCCACACCACUGUCACCACUCUUCACGAGUCCGACCAGCGCUCUGUGCCAAAAGACCGACCGUAUACGCAAGGUUACUUUUUCGACUUGGUGGAGCAGAUCCGCCGCUACGCAACUAUUCUGGCAGCAACUCGUGAAGCCGAGGCCAAGGGCAAGAAGCCCGAGAACGACGCAAUGGAUACUGCAGAGGAUCCGCAGGUGAAACUGCAUGCUGGAAUGACUCACGGAAAGCCGGCUGAGCUUAUUUACAACAAUGCGAACGGCAAAGCUAUAUCACUCGCUGACGGCCGCACUGUCUCUGAGGAGGAACUCGUAUCCUCGUCCAUGAAGCGACCAGCAGAAUAUGUCGACGAUGACGAUGCCCUUCGCUCCAUGGCGAGGCGCAAGAAGAACGCCAAGCCAGAGAUUCAUACUUGCGAACUCUGCUCGAAGGAGUUCAAGCGCCCGUGCGAUCUCACGAAGCACGUCAAGACACAUGAGCGUCCAUGGAAGUGCCCUGAGAUGGACUGCAAGUACCACGAGUAUGGCUGGCCAACAGAGAAGGAGCGCGACCGCCACGUCAACGACAAGCACUCCUCUGCGCCAUCACUCUACCACUGUCUCUUCAAGCCAUGCCCUUACACUUCGAAGCGCGAGUCCAACUGCAAGCAACAUAUGGAGAAGGCACAUGGCUGGAACUAUGUGCGCUCCAAGAGCAAUGGCAAGGGUCGUGCUUCUACCGUCACCCGUCUUCCCCAAGGCUCCGUUCCACCAUCACCAUCUUCGGCGAUGCUGACCCCGCUGACACCCAUCGCGCCGUCGCCAUCGACGCACUCUUGGUCUGAGUCCUCGAGACGCGGUUCAAUGGCGCCACCACCUACGGCUGGCCCAAGCAACUACAACACUCCAUCGUGGGGCACACCAGCUCCCGACUUUGUCCAGCACUUCAACAUGGACAAUGUCCAAUUCGAUUUCAACGACAUCCAGUCUUGGCCGACCUCAGCUUUCCCCAUCACGCCUGCGAUGAGCGAGGAGCGUCGCCCAUCCACGAGCUUGUCGUCCAACUCUAUGCAGUUCGAUGGCAGCUCCUUUGACGAUGCUUCCCCACAUAUGUUUACCUUCAACGACAACGACUUUACCUUCCCGGAGAACUUCCAGCAGUUCACACCGAACUCCAGUGUGGCAGGUCCAAGCUCUGGUGCACCACAAGCCUCACCCGGUGCCCAUAUGGAUCAGACAUUCACGGAUGCCGCAAUGAUGGAUGCCGGUUAUGGUCCCACUGAGGAUUUCACGCUCUUUGGCGGCAAUUCGGGUCACGACACCCAGAGUGCUGACAUGUUUCCCACCCUCGAUCAGAGCAGCUGGGGACAGAUGAGCUCUAACAACUAUGGUUCUCACUUCGACAAUGUCCCCGCUCUGCCGGCCGGCAACACCAACAGUGCUUUGGCAGAGCUCUUCCCUGAGCUUGUCGACAAGAACUAGCAAAGCCGCCAGUUAUUGCAACCCGAAGCGCGGCGGGAGGACGUCAAGCUUUCACGAAACAGCAUUACGACUUUAUGGAUUUUAUGACAGUACGGUUUGAGUCUUUUCUAUCGGCGAUGGAACUGAAUACUCCCGGAAAUACGUGUACGAGAAUGGCAUGCACUGUGCUGCCUCUUUUUUACCUUGGUGAUAUGAGAUGGAGGAGAUACUACCAAGGCGUUGAUUUAUGGAUGGACACUGCUCCUUCUCAGAUUGUACCAUAGAUAGGCUGGACAGCUCGAAACAAGAAUGGAGUCGACGCCAAG